Molecule: messenger RNA, 3339 nt
Organism: Dendronephthya gigantea
Lineage: Eukaryota; Metazoa; Cnidaria; Anthozoa; Malacalcyonacea; Nephtheidae
Product: ralBP1-associated Eps domain-containing protein 1-like
Exons: 17
Coding region: 277-3057 (926 amino acids)
Biological process (GO): endocytosis; endosomal transport
Cellular component (GO): cytoplasm; plasma membrane
Molecular function (GO): calcium ion binding; protein binding
Source: RefSeq, a predicted model, not a curated record
UCAAAACGUUUACUGUAGUCGAUUUUACACCUGUCUUUUGAUAAGGAUGUUUACAUGAAAUGCUGUAUAAUCUUAUGGGAAAGAUAUACUCUUUUUAUAACUUGUUUAAUGAUUAUUGAGUAUAAAUUUGUUCCUAUGUCUGUAUUGCCUGACUCAUCAAGAAAGCAAGUGAAUCUUGAUAAUAUGAAGAGCCUCAUUGUCUAUUGUUUCUUUGCAUUUUGCUUGUGAAAUUGUUGACAUUUGAACUAGACAUAAGAUAAAAGAAGUUGAAUAAAAAUGGACCAUGAACCACUACACAAUGAUCGAGGAGACUUUGACCUACGGUUGAAUAAUAAAGUGAAAAAAGAUAAAGAUAAGACUGAUUCAGCUGAACGCAAGAAAUGGAAUUUCAGAAGAACAAGUGCAACAGAAAUGAGCGGAGAUGGUGGACCGACAUCAGCAUUUGGUCUUAUCAACCAGUCAGAACCUAGAUCUAAGAGGACUGUCUCGCCAACAAUGAUCUUUGAAAAUACACUUAGUGAUCAUGAUGAACCAAAUGAUGUUCUGACUAAAUCACCACCAACAACAUUAAAUUUUUCACAAACCGUAGCUCAGCAAACACUUGCAUCUCCUAAAGCUGCAACUGUAGAACAAAGACUUGGAACAACUAUUACAAGAGCAAGACAAAAGUCUCUACCAUUAAGCACAAGUCCACCUGCAUUGAUAAACAGACCACAGUCUGUGAGGAAACCAGGAGAACGUAUUCGCCGCCAAGUGUCAGUACCAGCCAAGCCUGUCACACUAUUGCAACAACAAUCACUUUCAUCUCUGUCUCCAACACAACCAGAGAGACAUGAUCUUAGGAAAACAACAAAUGAUCAACAGACAAAUAUUCAAUGGCAAACUGUUCAACAGCCAUAUUUUAAUCCUGAUAGUUUAACUAAUGUCAUUGAAAAACCUCAUGAAAAUCAACUUCAUAGAAGCAGAGCACUCUCAGAUAAUGAUAAGGCUGCUGUAGAAGAAGUAGACAAUAAUCAAAAUACAAUGUGGAAAGGGAAUCAGGACACAGGUCAUGGUAAAUGGGCAGAAUUUCUGUCUCCUACAAAUGAUGUGUUCGUUCCAGAUGAUAAAGCCUGGGCUGGAACUGAUAAUAUUGUUGUUGAGGCUGAUGAUGAAGAAGAGGUUGUCCAAAGAAGCUCCAGUCAUUCAUCGCAGUCCAGCAACUCAUCUGAAAGUGAUAUUGAAGACACCGAAGAGAAUGUUUGGAAAAUUAACGAAGAACAAAAGGCAUAUUAUCUUAACCAGUUUCGAGUCCUGCAACCUGCGGAGAAAGGUGUUGUAGCGGGUCAGAAAGCAAGAGACUUUUUUCUGAAAUCUGGUUUAGGGGUGGAUGUCCUUUCAAAAAUAUGGAACUUGGCAGACUUGGACAGUGAUGGUGCACUAAAUUUUGAAGAAUUUUGUAUAGCAAUGCAUAUUGUUGUUGCAGUUCGACACGGCUUGGAUGUUCCUGCCACCCUACCACAAUAUUUGAUCCCUGAAAAAUAUGAAGCACCAGCUGCUAAUGCGACAGCACCAAUGGUUGAAACAAAUGGCAAUGAACUCUCAUUGCAAGAUUCCUCUCAGUCAUGGGCCAGAUUUUCACCAGAUCCAAGGAAUCCAAAGCAGCCACCAGCAAUGCUGGAAACUGAUGGCGCAAUCCGGACAGUUCAAGCACAAACCGUGCAUCAUAGCAGUCAGCAAGCUGGUCAACAUCUUCACUCUCAGCACACCCAUCAAGCCAACCAGCAUGCACCACAGAGCAGCCAGAACACUCAACAACACCCACAAACGGAGGCCCAGCCCCAGCAAAAUCAGCAAGUCAGCCAACACCCACCUGUUGCAGCACCCGAACAAACAGUCACACCACAAGUCCAGAAUCAAGCAGCGACUCAGCAUCGUCGUGUUGAACGCACUAAAUCAGAACCUAGCUCAGCUGAUGAAAACAUCCCAAAAGACAACAGCUCCCACACACCUCGCAAGAUUUCAUUAGGUAUACCACGGGUCAGGGGACAACCCAAACAGACUAACUUAUUAGAUACACCCCACUGGGCUAUCCUCCCCCCACCUAGUAAAUUCAACAAAGAGAACCCAGAAGAAACCAACAAGGGAAGCCAUUUUGUUCCAACUGGCACAAUCAUUCCUGCUGACCCAGAGGAUAGCACAGAACGGGUAAUUGUUGAAAAACCAGAACAGUCCAGGGAAUCUGACUCAAGUUCAAGCGAAACAGAACAGAGGGGGGAUAAAGAUAGAGUAAAAUCCUUGUCACGUGAAGAUUCUGAGUCUAAUGGUGAUAUGUCGAAGAACAGUAGUGAUGAUGAUUCUUUGAGACCUAACCAAGACGUAGUCGAUAGUGGUAAGAAAAUGCCAGCACCUCAACCACCACCAAGAAGAAGGUCUGGCCAUUCAAGAUCUUCAUCAUUGGACUUACAGAAGCUCUUUAACAAAGCAGGAAAUACACAAUCAUUACAGAAUGCGACUGAUUACUCUAAGGAGGCCAGCCCAACACAGGGAAAUCAGCCAAAUUUUGCCGACUUCAGUAAAUUUGAAAGCGCAACCGCCUCUCAUUCUAACGAGAAUCUCUCGCGACCUGUUCACAGAAGGACAGCCUCACUGGAUAGCGCUCAUGCUAUCUUUAUCGAACCAACUCCUCAACCUGCUGUUGUUGACGACGAUAUACAAGCGAACGAUACCUCAAACCUUCGACCUGAAAUUCCUGUAUCUGUACCAAGGCCUGUUCCAAGAAAGAAACCAGCCAGUCCUCCACCACCUUUGAGUCGACAGAAAAAGGACGUUCAGCAAGAUAGCGGAUCUGACAGCAUGGUCGAUAAAGAGAAGAAAAUAUCGAAAGAACCGAUCCACUUUGUUGUCAAACCGCUAACAAGACUGGAACAGCUUCACGCUAAAAUUCGCGAUUUAAAAACGAAGAAUACGCGGUUAUCAAGAAUUAAUAAUGAAUUGCAACAGGAGCUAAAAGAGAUGAUGGGGAAACGUGUUGGACUAGAAAGCUCUUUGGAGCAACUAAAGCCCUUUGCUAAAUGAUUUCAUAUAAUGGGAAUGUUUAUUGAGUUUUGUAAACUUUGCUUUAAAAGCAAGAAGUGAUAGCAUAUUGAUUAUCGUAGGAUGGUUUAAUCAUCGCUUAUACCUCAGAGUUUGGAGAAAUUGAAGAUCUCUGAAGAUCCAAUCUGAAUGAAGAACACUCGGUCUAGUUCCUAGAAAUGCUUGUUGAUUCCUAGCUUUUAAUAUGAAAUAAUUGGCAAUAUAGUGAAUUUAUUUAUUUUAGUGCGAGUUUUGAAUACAGGCGAUGUAAUAAUUUGUAUAUAA